Molecule: messenger RNA, 2493 nt
Organism: Aspergillus heteromorphus CBS 117.55
Lineage: Eukaryota; Fungi; Ascomycota; Eurotiomycetes; Eurotiales; Aspergillaceae
Product: putative C6 finger domain protein
Exons: 3
Coding region: 104-2389 (761 amino acids)
Biological process (GO): regulation of DNA-templated transcription
Molecular function (GO): zinc ion binding; DNA-binding transcription factor activity, RNA polymerase II-specific
Source: RefSeq, a predicted model, not a curated record
CGAAAACCACCGAUACAGUGUUACUCACCGGCCUAAAGUCACGCCUCGAGUCCUACGCAGUUCCUCACCGCGGCGCCGAAGGUGAGCUCAGACCACGAUCGAGAUGGCGGAAACGAUAGAACCGGCGAACCCAUCGGGUGAACCGCCCAACCCGGCUCCUGAACCGGCCGAAUUACCGCCAAUCGAGACUGUUGAGUCCACUGAAGACCAUGCGCUUCCGCCCAUCGACACGUCUCUGCCUUCGAUUGAUUCUACGGGAAUGGAUGACCCGCUACACAGCCUGGACCACUCCCUGCCUCCAAUAGAUCCGACGAUACCAUCUUUGCCGCCGAUUGACACCUCUCUCCCACCACUGGACACUACGCUACCGGCUACGGAUGGUCAUUUAGACGACGAGGAUCCGGACUUUUCGUUCCCAGACACGCACCUUGAAGGCCAUGCGUCGGAGGCGAAUUCUGCGCCAGGGACAAGCUACGACUUCACCGAACAUUCAGGACAAUCGUCGACUCCGGCUCCUACAUAUCAGUCUCCUGCCAAUGGUACGCAGCUGCAACAGCCCGAUCAGUCCCAGUCGCAAGCGUUGCAACAGCUGCAGCAGUCGUCACCGCAAGCCCAGACACCUUAUCAUCAGCAGUAUGCGCAACCACAGCAGCAUUCGCCAUCACAGCAUUCUGCGUCCAUGCAGCAACAUGGCACAAUGCACCAGCAUCAGCAGGGGCAGUCACAGUCGGUCCAUGCGUCCCCGCAACCCCAGCAGCAGCAGCAAUACCAGCCUCAGCAGCAUCAACAGAGUCCGGAUAUAUAUCACAAUCAUCAGUCUCAUUCUACGUCGAUGAGUGGGUCCUCGAUGCAGACGAUGGAUCACCAGGGCCAGUCGUCGCAAAUCCCCCAAGCUCCGAUCGGCUCGCCGAUGCCCUCGAACAUGCCGCCGAUGGCGUCGGUCGGCCAGUAUAUGACGGGUUAUCCCACCAAUGUAUCGCAAAUGGGGAUGAACACGAACGCGCAGAUGCGCUACCAGCUUCCUGGGGAUCCGAACAAGAUGCUUUCUGGGGGGCGGCACAAGAAGGAAGUCAAACGGCGGACGAAGACGGGAUGCUUGACGUGUCGGAAGCGACGAAUUAAGUGUGACGAAGGGCAUCCUGUCUGCCGCAACUGCGUCAAGAGCAAGCGUGAGUGCCUAGGGUACGACCCGGUGUUUAAACAGCAACCCACCCCGUCGGCCAUCCAGCCUGCCCCGAAUCCGCACCCCUCGCUGGUGGUCAACCCCCAGGAUCCGUCUACGUCCUAUCCCGCGGCCCCUCCGGGCUACAUGCCAGCAGCUUCUCAGCCCUUCGCCCCGUCCGAAUCGCCCGCCCCGCCCAGUGAACGGUACGACUACAACACCACCAUUGAUCCCUCGCUAGACGUCAACAACUCGUCGAACAUGGCUAGCAUACAACAUGCCGUCGAGGGGGGGUUGCAGCCAACGGUCAACCCGGUCAUGACGAACAACAGUGCUACUCCGCCAGAGCCAAUCAACAGUCGAGUGAAACAAGUGCAUAUCAGCGAUCUCCUUGCGCUCCGCGGCAUUCAUCCUCCACCCCCUCAUCCGAUCACGUCCCUCCCGCCUAAUCGCCUGGAAGAGAUCCAGGCCGUGUUCCUGGCAACUUAUGCGCCCGCGAUUGACAAGUUCUUUGAGACCCGGUGGUUCCAGGAGAAGGCUUUGACCCAUCUGCUGGCAAACGCGCAACUGAUGGCCGACUAUUCCGCGUUGAUCGAUGCGUUCAACGAUCCCAACCUUAACGACCCCAAUGUGCUCGCCCGGCUGGAGAGCUUCGAGGCGUCCGUGGUCUGGAGCUCCAUGACCUUGUGCCGCCACGUGAUGAAUGUGUCCACUGGUACACAGCCGGAAUACGACUUGGUGGUUGCUGCCAAGCGACUGGAUGUUGUCGAGGCGAUGAUCACUGGGGAAUAUCUAGAAAUAAAUCCUCUGGCGCAGUUCCCGAACCGCGAGCCGGCGGCCAACCCUCCCACUCUCCCAGACCAGUUGACGCAACGAUCCCUGGAUUUCUGGAGCGCCAUCGGGCACUUUUUAACGCUCCAUGACAACGAAGCCAGCUCUGCCAAAGAGAUUGACGAUACCCUGGCUCGGUGCCGCACCUUGCUGGACACGUUCGAGAACCGCGACGUAACAUACUCGAUUGCGAUCGCGCGCCAUCUAGGACAGCGAUGGGCCGACUUUCCGCGCAGCUUUCCCCAACCCAUCCCGACGAAUGAAAAGGACUCGGGAGCCAAGCUCUACGUGGCGCAGAAAUUUCUCGAGCAGGAAGCCGGGGGAAAGGGCACCACGCAGGUGAUCAAGCGCAUGUGCGGCAUGGUCGUACGGUCCUGGAUCGUAUCCCGGGAGUAGCUGGUCUGGUACUGCCUGCACUGCUCCGAUGAUAUUUCUUUGCGACCUGUAAUAUGAAAAGCGAAUUGGCGAUUACCCUUUGGCGGUGUUUAACUAGACCUGUU